Messenger RNA from Ilex paraguariensis (yerba mate), 567 nucleotides. The record is from the annotation of a GenBank genome assembly. NCBI's taxonomy places the organism in Eukaryota, Viridiplantae, Streptophyta, Magnoliopsida, Aquifoliales, Aquifoliaceae.
AUGCCAAAAAUACACAAGAAUUCUUCUGUGACAAUCAUGUCCAGUGAAAGAGCAAAAGAUUCUACAGAAGGAUCGUCACGAUCUGCCGGUGAUCAGCAGCAGCAACAACCAGCACCGGUGAGCCGAUACGAAUCGCAGAAACGGAGAGAUUGGAACACUUUUGGACAGUACUUGAAGAAUCAGAGGCCUCCAGUUUCUCUUUCACAGUGCAACUGUAACCAUGUUCUAGAAUUCCUUCGGUAUCUUGAUCAGUUUGGAAAGACUAAGGUUCACUUACCUGGGUGUGUCUUUUUCGGACAACCCGAACCGCCUGGUCCAUGUACCUGUCCUCUCAGGCAAGCCUGGGGAAGCCUCGAUGCACUAAUCGGAAGGCUUAGGGCUGCAUAUGAAGAGAACGGCGGGUCACAGGAAUCAAACCCUUUUGGCAAUGGAGCUAUUCGUGUUUAUUUACGCGAAGUUAAGGAUUGUCAAAGUAAGGCGAGAGGAAUACCCUAUAAGAAGAAAAAGAAGAAGAAGAUUCAAAUCAAGGUUAACGACGAAGUGAAGCCUUCGAAGCAGCCCACUUAG